AACAUGCGUCGAUAAUUCAUGGGCGAGCACGUGUGUGGUGGCGGCAAGGGAGCUGGCUCGUUCACUCGUGUGCGGCAGGCGAGCACCUCGGCGAUGCACGUCAAGACGGUGCACGUCAAGGCGACGCACGUCGCCACCCCACGAGCCUCGUCCUUCUGGAUGACGAGAGCUUCUUCGUUGGCGGCGACGAGGAGAGAUGGCUGUCGCCCUGGAGAUCUCUGCUGUCGCUGCCUCUGCAGAAUUGGUCUCAUGGAGCAAAGGCACUCGGCGCAGCUCGGUGCAAAAAGGCAUCAAUGCGACCGGUGUGCAUACAGCACGGAUUGUCCUGCACAGUUGACACGGCACCAGAGAACUCACACAGGAGAGAAACCCUUCAAGUGCAGUGUGUGUGGGAAGGCGUUUGCACAGUCAUAUAAUCUUGUAGCACACCAGAGAACACACACGGGAGAGAAACCCUUCAAGUGCAGUGUGUGUGGGAAGGCGUUUGCACAGUCAUCUGCUCUUGUAAAACACCAGAGAACACACACGGGAGAGAAACCCUUCAAGUGCAGUGUGUGUGGGAAGGCGUUUGCACAGUCAUCUGCUCUUGUAGCACACCAGAGAACCCACACGGGAGAGAAACCCUUCAAGUGCAGUGUGUGUGGGAAGGCGUUUUCACAUUCACCUGAUCUUAAAAUACACCAGAGAACACACACGGGAGAGAAACCCUUCAGGUGCACUCCGUGCAGGAAGGCGUUUGCGCAGUCAUCACAUCUUUAUGUACACCAGAGAACACAUACUUCUGAACGACCGCAACAAUGCGACCGGUGUUCAUACAGCACGAAUUGUCCUGAACAUUUGACACGGCACCAGAGAACACACACGGGAGAGAAACCCUUCAAGUGCAGUGUGUGUGGGAGGGCGUUUGCACGGUCAUCUACUCUUGUAACACACCAGAGAACACACACGGGAGAGAAACCCUGCAAGUGCAGUGUGUGUGGGAAGGCGUUUUCAGAUUCAUCUACUCUUGUAACACACCAGAGAACACACACGGGAGAGAAACCCUUCAAGUGCAGUGUAUGUGGGAAGGCGUUUGCAAAGUCAUCUGCUCUUGUAGUACACCAGAGAACACACACGGGAGAGAAACCCUUCAAGUGCAGUGUGUGUGGGAAGGCGUUUGCAAAGUCAUCUACUCUUGUAGAACACCAGAGAACACACACGGGAGAGAAACCCUGCAAGUGCAGUGUGUGUGGGAAGGCGUUUUCAGAUUCAGCUCAUCUUGUAAAACACCAGAGAACACACACGGGAGAGAAACCCUUCAAGUGCAGUGUGUGUGGGAAGGCGUUUGCACAGUCAUAUGUUCUUGUAGAACACCAGAGAACACACACGGGAGAGAAACCAUUCAAGUGCAGUGUGUGUGGGAAGGCGUUUACAAAGUCAUCUACUCUUGUAAAACACCAGAGAACACACACGGGAGAAAAACCCUUCAAGUGCAGUUUGUGUGGGAAGGCGUUUGCACAAUUAUAUACUCUUGUAACACACCAGAGAACACACACGGGAGAGAAACCCUUCAAGUGCAGUGUGUGUGGGAAGGCGUUUGCACUUUCAUCUACUCUUGUAAAACACCAGAGAACACACACGGGAGAAAAACCCUUCAAGUGCAGUGUGUGUGGGAAGGCAUUUUCACAUUCAUCUACUCUUGUAAAACACCAGAGAACACACACGGGAGAAAAACCCUUCAAGUGCAGUGUGUGUGGGAAGGCGUUUUUAGAUUCAUCUCAUCGUGCAAAACACCAGAGAACACACACGGGAGAGAAACCCUUCAAGUGCAGUGUGUGUGGGAAGGCGUUUGCACUUUCAUCUACUCUUGCAACACACAAGAGAACACACACGGGAGAAAAACCCUUCAAACGCAGUGUGUGUGUGAAGGCGUUUGCACAGUUAUCUGCUCUUGUAGCACACCAGAGAACACACUCUGGAGAGAAACCCUUCAAGUGCAGUGUGUGUGGGAAGGCGUUUGCAAUGUCAUCUGCUCUUGUAGCACACCAGAGAACACACACGGGAGAGAAACCCUUCAAGUGCAGUGUGUGUGGGAAGGCGUUUGCACAGUCAUCUGCUCUUGUACCACACCAGAGAACACACACGGGAGAGAAACCCUGCAAGUGCAGUGUGUGUGGGAAGGCGUUUGCAAGUUCAUCGACUCUUAAAAAACACCAGAGAACACACAAGCAUCAUAAUAUCCACAAGGAGCGGAGUCUGAUAUCAGCUUGUGAAAGUCAAAGUGCCUCAAUGAGCCCAUCUCUCAUGAAACAAGAACCGGAAGAAAAUCCCAGCUUGCAAACUUUUAAAGGUAUCGAGGUGAAAUAUGAAGAGGUGAAGGUGAAAUGUGAAGAAGUCAUGGUGAAGAGCGAAGAAGUGAAGGUAAAAUGUGAAGAUGAAGAUUCAACUCAAAAAUCGGACCUUCACAUCGAUGGAGGCAACGUGAAGCAGGAGGAGAAUUCUGAAUGUGAGGCAGAGCGAAGCAACUCCCAGCAGUUUGUGGAAGUGGAGGUGUGGGUGGACUUCCUCCGAGACAAUACAAAGUCAAAUGGAGACCCGGUAGAUGUGUAAGCCUGAAACGAUGUUGCUCCAAUAGAUGCACCUUUGUCACAGGCCUUUAAUGACAAUAAUGUGAAGUUAAACACUCGGUUCCUAGGUUCAACCUGCAGGGUAAGAGCGGCCAGUCUUUGUGGACCUGUGUGUUGGGUAGAUCUCUAACUAGGAGCGAGAGCCAAUAAGCUCCCAAGCAUUCACUAUGUUAUCAUAAUUGCAUUUAUAUGGUGCUUGCUUAAUCGCCUCUGGCAACUCUGAGUUUUGUAUCGUAUCUCGUCUCAAACACUCGAAGAGCAUCCCCAAGUAGCAGCUGCCCCUGUGUGGCACAAGGUGGUGGCCCUGCACCGGCCUGCAUGUGGACAAGAGCCUGUCAGUAGGGGGCGAUGGUUGAUGUGGCAUCUCAGUUGUGGAGUUUGUAGGUAAUGUUUAGAAUUUGCUCAAUUUUGAUCCAGAUGCCAGCAUGCAAUGGCCGACUCGUUUUGAAUGGUGCAUUAGUAUGUUGUACAUACACUGUUAAGCAGACGGUGCGUAUUUUUUUUAAUUAGCUUCUUGUUAAUGCGAUGUAACCUAAUGCAGUAUAUUUCAGUGCAGUCUUUCAAUUUUGUUAAUAUGCCUGUCACUAAUUUUGAAUGAAUACUUGUCUGAUUGUGUGCGUACAUGUACCAUUUUGUCUAUAAGGGUCAAUCAUCGAAUAAGUCAUGUUAGGACACAGUGUGUGUUUUGGAAGUAACCUGUACAGAUCACUCAGGUGAGACUCAUUGUUCUUGUGAUACAGGUCAAAGGGUACUUUUGUGUUUUCAGGAAGCAUCUCCCUCUGGAGCAACUCAUUGUCUUUGAAAUAGCGAGCACACUCGGAUCAUUCAUCAGUUACAAGGCGACCACUUAAAAGUUACACCUAGAGGAGAUACAUUCUCUACAACUUGAAUUAUAAUUUGGUAUUACGUGUUGACACAAAUUUUGUCUAACUAGGGCUAGAAAUGCUCCUUACUGAUUAACGUCUGGAUGUUUGAAGCUAUCGGUUGAAGCAAGCCCGGCUGCUCUUGAGACGCUGUGCACCAAUAAGGGUCCACAGGUGGCUUGCACUGAAUCAUUGACGCACUCCCAGAAGUCUGUGCUUGUUAUAGUUUAUGUAAAACAUUCCUUUGUUUCGUGGAGAGAUCGAUAAAUGAAAGAUGUCGUGUCUGCUGAUCUGCUUCAUAGCAAGGAGGUAAUUUUAAGAGCACAUUUGGAAUGCAUUUUUGGUACAGAUUUGUAUUUGGUUACAAGGCUGAGUGCAUCUAAUAGAUACAUUCUGCACAACAACACUCAUUAGAAUUUUGCAUGACGUCGUAUAUGUUGGCGAACUAGGACAAGAAAUGGUCCUUGCCAAUUAACGUCUGGAUUUUGACAACCAUGGGGUUGAAGCAAGCCUGACCGCCUGCGGUGCCCCUCACAACCAUUUACUGCCUUGGGCCAGGAAAGUCACGAAGAAAAUUGCACACGAAAGACGCAUCCACGCAAGCACCCAAUGCUCCGUUUUGAAGUUUUAAAUUGAAACAACUUUGAAUUGUAUUAUGUUUUAAAUUGUGUUUCUUCAAUAAAAGCUUAUAUCAUUUUACAUCUGGAAGACUUCAUUGAAAA
Messenger RNA from Lethenteron reissneri (Far Eastern brook lamprey), 4191 nucleotides. RefSeq names its product zinc finger protein 883-like. Gene Ontology annotation, biological process: regulation of DNA-templated transcription. The record is from RefSeq and is a predicted model, not a curated record. Gene Ontology annotation, molecular function: DNA-binding transcription factor activity, RNA polymerase II-specific; RNA polymerase II cis-regulatory region sequence-specific DNA binding. NCBI's taxonomy places the organism in Eukaryota, Metazoa, Chordata, Hyperoartia, Petromyzontiformes, Petromyzontidae.